UCAGGCGCCACCUUCCGGAUUAAUUGCAAAAGUGUUUUGAUAAUCGCCGGAACAUGGCGGGGAGUGUACACGAAGGACCCGAAUUCGGGGUCGGAGACUUUGUUCUCUUACAUGACAUCUCUUUGGAUGCUUUUAUGGAAAAUCUCCAAUUAAGAUAUGAGAAGAACAAGAUCUACUCGUACAUCGGGGAGGUGGUUGUGUCUGUCAACCCAUACAAGACAAUGGACAUAUACAACCAGAGUUAUGUGGACCAGUACAAGGGGAGGGAAAUAUAUGAGCGCCCACCACAUAUAUUCGCGCUGGCUGAUAGCGCAUACAAAACCAUGAAGCGGAAGGCAAAGGACACGUGCAUAGUUAUCUCAGGUGAGAGUGGUUCUGGCAAAACAGAAGCAUCCAAAAUCAUCAUGAGAUAUAUCACCGCGGUGACAAACAUUGGAGGACGGCAGGAAGUCGAAAGGGUAAAGGAUGUGCUCAUCAAGUCCAACGUGAUUCUUGAGGCCUUUGGAAAUGCCAAGACAAACAGGAACGAUAACUCAAGUCGCUUUGGAAAGUACAUGGACAUUAACUUUGACUUCAAGGGUGACCCGAUUGGCGGCCAUAUUAACAAUUACCUCCUGGAAAAGUCCAGGGUUGUGUACCAGCAGAAGGGGGAGAGGAAUUUCCAUGCUUUCUACCAGCUCAUAACUGGGGCAACAGAUCCCAAACUGGCGGAGAUGAAACUAGUGCGAAACCCUGACAAAUAUCACUAUAUUAGACAGGGCGGGGAUUCUAAGUGCCCCACAAUCAAUGACCAGAAUGACUAUCGCAGUGUGAUGCACGCAAUGAAGACCCUCGGCUUUGCCUUCAAACACGCGGAGACCUUGUGGAAAAUUGUGGCUGCAGUUCUGAUUCUGGGAAACAUAGAAUAUGAGGCCCAGGAUGACGUUCACGACCUUGCAGAGGUCAAGGACAAACAGAUGCUGGCCAACCUUGCUGGACUGAUUGAGGUAACCAAUGACGACCUGAACAAAGCCCUCACUCAUCGUGUGAUAGCCGCAGGAGGGAAUGUGGUGGACAAGGGUCUAACAGUGUCCGACGCCUAUUAUGCCAGAGAUGCUUUUGCUAAGGCAAUUUAUGACAGAAUGUUCACAUGGAUAGUGAAGAGAAUCAAUGAAGCCAUAGACCCAAAGUCUUCAGGUGUUGAAUUUGUUGGAAAAAACACAGUCAUUGGAGUCUUGGACAUUUACGGCUUUGAGAUUUUUGACAAUAAUAGUUUUGAACAGUUUUGUAUCAACUAUUGUAAUGAAAAACUACAACAGCUGUUUAUUGAACUGGUGUUGAAGCAGGAGCAGGAGGAGUACAUGCGUGAGGGCAUCGAGUGGCAACAUGUGGACUACUUCAACAACAAGGUUAUAGUGGACCUGGUGGAGGUACCUCACAAAGGGAUACUGGCGAUACUGGAUGAGGCCUGUCUCAGCGUGGGCAAGGUCACUGAUGAGAUGUUCCUGACUGCCAUGAGCCAGAAACUUGGAUCCAAUGACAGAUAUACGUGUAGACAGACAAACCCCUCAGACAAGACGUUAGAGCACAAGCGUGACUUCCGUAUCAAGCACUACGCGGGGGACGUCACAUACUCUGUGAUUGGUUUCAUUGACAAGAACAGGGACACCCUCUUCCAAGACUUCAAGAGGCUUCUCUAUAACAGUGAAGAUGAGCUGAUCAAAAUGAUGUGGCCUGAGGGAAAGUUGUCAAUCACUGAGACCACGAGACGUCCAGCCACUGCAGGGUUUAACUUCAAGAAUUCCAUUAUUGCCCUCGUCGACAGGCUGGCUACCAAGGAGCCCCACUAUGUGCGAUGUAUCAAGCCCAACGAGAUCAAGUCCCCCAGCAAGUUUGACGAGACGCGGUGUCGCCACCAGGUCAUGUACCUGGGUCUACUGGAGAACGUGAGGGUGCGGCGUGCUGGGUUUGCCUUCAGAGCGCAGUAUGAGCGCUUCUUGUUGAGAUACAAGAUGGUCACAAAAUACACAUGGCCCAACUACAAGGGUUCAGCCUUUGAUGGAGUCAAGGUAAUAAUUAAGCACAUGGGCUUUGAAAAAGAUGUCAAGUACGGGAAAUCCAAGAUCUUCAUCCGUUCGCCCCAGACAUUGUUUGCCCUUGAGGAGGCUAGGGACAGAUUUAUGCCCAAUAUCAUACUCUUCAUUCAGAAGAUGUGGCGAGGCGGGAAUGCCCGACGACGGGCAAGGAAGAUGAGGGCCAUCUACCUGAUCAUGGCAAGGUUCAGAAGAUACAAGCUUAGAUCAUACAUUAAACAGAUUGUGGAGAAAUUCAAGACUGUGCGGACGAUGCGAGACUAUGGAAAGAGCAUCAAAUGGCCGACCCCUCCCAAGGUCCUCUCAGGCUGGGUCACAGAGCUUCAGAAGGCACACAACAGGUGGCGAGCUCAUAUGAUCCUUCGCAAGGUUCCGAAGCCUGAUUGGCCCAUGCUGCAACUGAAGUGUGCGACCCACACAGUGCUACGAGGUCAGAGGUCGGACUGGGGGAUGAGACGCAGGUGGGAUGGAAACUACCUGGAAAUGGCAAAGGACAAUCCUAGCACAUUAGACUUUGUGUCAAAGAUUGGUUCUUUGAAAUCACAUGACGGCUUCACGCGAAUACUCUUUUCUUCAUUCUGCAAGAAGGUGAACAAGCAUAACCAGUGUGCCGACAGGGCCAUAGUUGUAACAGACAAGGGCAUCUACAAGCUGGACCCUAAGAAGAAGUACAAGCCUAUGAGGGCCAUCAUUCCUUUUCAGCAGGUUCACGGCAUGACGAUCAGUCCUGACGCAGACCAGCUUGCGGUCAUCCACCUGACAGACGGUAACGACCUUGUGUUGUGUCUGCACACCCCCAGCAAGGAAGAGAGGGUGGGAGAACUCGUGGGAAUCCUGGCGAGAUACUGGCAAAAAGUGUUUCACAGAGACUUAGAAUUGACUGUCACUAAGCAGCCAAAAUGUAGCCUAGGCAGGAAGUCCCGACAGAUAGCUGUCAAGUCUACUGCAGCCAACGGUGGGCCUACGUUCAAGAAAGAUGGAGCACAACUAGCAUUGUUCUGGCCCAGUACCUAGUGCCCAUUUGAGGAUAUUCAUCAAAGGAACGACCCUGUUGGGCCUUUUGUUGUUAAGUUUUGUUUAAGAUUUCUUUGACCAUGGUUAUAUGGGUUUACUCUACGUGCUGUAUUUUUUGUGGAAAUUUUGGUAAUUAAAAUUUUUCUGCAGGAAUCUACAAGGUGAUUUGAAAAAAAAAUACUGCAAAGUGAUUCUUUUGCUUCUAAAUUUGGAAAUUAUUAUUUUGAAAUAUGAUAUACAAAACAAGGAACAGAACUGCUGCUGGUUAACUGGUUUGGUUGGCCAGACAUAUCUAGAGAAUGUGGCAGUAGGUAAACUGACGGCCAUAAAAUCAGCAAACAAUUCCCAAAAGACAAAAAAGGAACAUCGACUGUGGCCUACAUUGUUUUGAUAUGUCACAUCUAGCUUUCAGAAUAGUUCCUUGUUCUUCCAUGAACAAUUAACUCUUUCAGUGCUGGAACCAAAUUUUGAAUGCCUUUGCAAACAGUUUUGAAGGCCUUUGCAAACAGUUUAAAUCCAGAUGAGACGCCAUAGAAUGUGGCGUCUCAUCAGGAUCCAAACUGUUUUCUAUUCUGAUAGUAUUCUUUGAAAAAAAAUUGAAUAGAAUGCUAAUUUUAGAAAUUCAGCAGACAACAUUUUAGCAGACGACAAAUUUCCCAGCAUGCAAAGGGUUAAUUUGUUUACUGUCUCAUCCAUUAAUAGUGUUCAGCAAAUGCCAAUAAAAAUCCAACAAUCUCAAAUUUGAAAGUCAGUUCAAAAUGAUAGUAAUAUUUGAAAGGUGUAUUUAUUAAAUUGUAAAUCAGUACCAUGAGUUACUUGUAUAUAAAAAAAGAAAACUUCCAAAAUGCCUCUGCCUAAAGCUUUUAAGGAAGAACUAAUUGGAUGAUUCAAGGCAUGAAUGUAUACUGAUUUACUGAGCUUAUUCCACAAGGCAGAACAAAUUCACUUUUUUGGGGGGUUUCAAGGUCUUUGUAUUGUAUAAACAUAGUUACUAUAACUUGAAAAUUGUAUACAAUGUACAUUUGUAAGAUGUUAUUUCGCCUAUUGUAAAUCUUUUAUUACAAGUAUUUUAUUUGAUUCUCAAUGACAUCUUGGCUGAGUUAAAAACAGGGUCAAGUUGGGUAAAAAACCAAGUCAUCAGGUAAAAUGAAAGAAAAAGCAUUGAACACUCUAGAUGCUUUAUUUUGUCUAAUCUUGAUAAAGCUCAGUCAGAACAUUUGUCUUUAUAAUAUCUAAGCCGAAUUGUAAACUGAGUUGAUGGGGUAAAAAUGAGUUCAUUAUGUAAAAUAAAAGAGAAAGCACUUGAACACUCUAUAGGUCUCAUUCAUUUCACAAUCUGCAUGCAACUUGGUCAGAACAUAUGUUCCAAUCUGUGAGAUAAGUUUUGUUAAUACUUCACUUGCUUUUGUUACCGUAAUUAUUAUAGUUUUUAGCUCGGCUGUUUUCGGAGAUUGUCUUAGCCAGCUAGUCCGCCGUCCAGGUUGUGCUAAAACCUUAACAUAGGCUCUAAAAUCAAAGUGCUUCCACCUACAACUUUGAAACUAAAUAUGUAGCUGCACCUUGAUGAGUUCUAUGUGCCACACCCUUUUUUGGGUCACUAGGUCAAAGGUCAAGGUCACUGUGACCUCUAAUAUAAAACUUUAACAUAGGCUCUAAAAUCAAAGUACUUCCACCUACAACUUUGAAACUUCAUAUGUAGAUGCACCUUGAUGAGUUCUACACGCCACACCCAUUAUUGGGUCACUAGGUCAAAGGUCAAGGUCACUGUGACCUCUAAUAUAAAACUUUAACAAAGGCUCUAAAAGCAAAGCUUUCAUUUAUUCAGAACUGCACCCACAGCCGAGCGUUGGCACCCGCUAUGCGGUGCUCUUGUAAAUGUUAACUGAUGAUUGUUUAAUAAAUGCCUUGAUCAAAUUAAUAAUUAUUUUCACAUAUUUUUAUGUUAUAUUAUGAAUAAUGAUGUAUACAUUUCUAGUGUUAUUGUACAGGAAUGUAUAUAAUAUAUUAUAUAAUGUUAUUAUUAUGCCCCCUUUUUAAAUGAGUGGUGGUUUUAUUGCUUUGCAUUUGAUGAUUAGUCUGUAGGUAAGUCUGUCAGUAGUUUAUCUGUCUGUAGACCUUUCGUUUUAGCGCAAUAUGUAGAGAAUUCGGUGACCUUAUAACCCUGAAAAUAAAUAUGAUGGUUACAUUAGAGGAAAGGAUGGUGCCUUUGAAUUUUGAGGUCAAAGGUCAAUGCCUUACAAAAGUUACUGAACCUUUCCACAGUAAAUUUGUUUUUGCAAAAUAUCUUGAGAAUACUUUGACCUAAGAUAAUGAAAAUUGCUUAACUCUUUGCAUGCUGGGAAAUUUGUAGUCUGCUAAAAUGUCGUCUGCUGAAUUUCUAAAAUAAGCAUUUUCUUAUAAUUUUUUCAAAGAAUACUAUCAGAAUAGCAAACAGUUUGGAUCCUUAUGAGACGCCACGUUCUGUGGCGUCUCAUCUGGAUCCAAACUGUUUGCCAAGGCCUUUAAAAUUCGGUUCCAGCGCUGAAAGGGUUAAAGUAUUAACUUCAAAGAAAAAGAAGAGGCCUAUUCAUUUUGAGGUCACAAGAGUUGAGGUAAAGUUCACACCGUCUUGUAACAGGAAAUUUGUUUAAGCACCAUUUUUCUGUUUUUUUUGCCAUCAAGCAAAUUUGUAAAGUGGUUACAUGGAAA
Messenger RNA from Dreissena polymorpha, 5774 nucleotides. Its product is annotated as unconventional myosin-Id-like. Gene Ontology annotation, molecular function: ATP binding; microfilament motor activity; actin filament binding. Gene Ontology annotation, cellular component: cytoplasm; myosin complex; vesicle. Lineage: Eukaryota; Metazoa; Mollusca; Bivalvia; Myida; Dreissenidae. Gene Ontology annotation, biological process: actin filament organization; vesicle transport along actin filament. Bases 54 to 3086 code for a protein of 1010 amino acids. The record is from RefSeq and is a predicted model, not a curated record. The transcript has 23 exons.